Molecule: messenger RNA, 1943 nt
Organism: Salvia hispanica
Lineage: Eukaryota; Viridiplantae; Streptophyta; Magnoliopsida; Lamiales; Lamiaceae
Product: TOM1-like protein 3
Biological process (GO): protein transport to vacuole involved in ubiquitin-dependent protein catabolic process via the multivesicular body sorting pathway
Molecular function (GO): ubiquitin binding; phosphatidylinositol binding
Source: RefSeq, a predicted model, not a curated record
CGCAUUGCUCGAUCCCACAAACACGUACUGAUAAAUCAUUUCUUCUCAGACACAAGUUACAACACAUCCUUCCCUCCUUCUCUAGACUAAAUAAAUUGCUAAAACACACACAACUAAUACAUUUUGUUCUGUCCCUCUUUUGACUUGGAAGGACUUGAGGCUUCUAGCAGUGAUUUUAAUUCGAUAUUUUAGGUAUUGGAACUACAUGUCAAUGCAAAAUAGACAAAAUAUGGCGAAUGCAGCAGCUAUUGCUGAAAGGGCUACGAGUGAUUCGCUGAUUGGUCCAGAUUGGGCAGUGAAUAUAGAGCUAUGCGAUUUAAUAAACAUGGAUCCCGGGAGGCAAGCCAAGGAUGCGUUGAAGAUACUCAAGAAAAAAUUGGGGAAUAAAAGCCCUAAAAUACAGCUCCUUGCACUGUUUGUACUGGAGACUCUAAGCAAAAAUUGCGGGGAACAUGUGUUUCAACAGAUUGCUGAGCGGGAUAUCUUACACGAUAUGGUCAAAAUUGUUAGAAAGAAGCCCGAUUUAAACGUGAGGGAGAAGAUCCUGAUUCUGAUUGAUACCUGGCAAGAGGCUUUAGGGGGGCCGGGAGGAAGGUUUCCCCAAUAUUUUGCUGCUUACAACGAAUUAAAGUCUGCUGGAGUAGAUUUCCCACCUCGAGAGGAAAAUAGUGUUCCAUUGUUCACUCCUCCUCAAACACAUCCAAUAGUUCAACCUACUUCUCCAUAUGAGGAAGCAGCUGUUCAAGCCUCUCUCGAAUCUGAUGCUUCUGGACUCAGCUUGCCAGAGAUGCAAAAUGCGGAGGGAAUUGCGGAUGUUCUUAUGGAAAUGCUGACCGCCUUGGAUCCAAAUAAUCCUCAGGGAUUGAAGGAUGAGAUCAUUGUCGACCUAAUUGAUCAGUGUCGUUCAUACCAAAAGCGAGUCAUGGUUCUUGUGAAUAAUACUGUAGAUGAAGACCUUUUGUGCAAGGGCUUGGCUUUGAAUGAUAACUUGCAGCGAGUUGUCAGUAGACAUGAUGACAUCUCCAAAGGGACUCUAGGAGCUUCAGUGAUGAGUACAGAAACUCCAGUCGCACCUCUUAUGAAUGUGAAUCACGAAGAUGAAGAGUCGGAAGAUGAUUUUGCACCGUUAGCGCGCAGAUCGUUGAGGGAUACUUCACAAGGGCUGGACAAGAAACCGACAGUUGUCAAGAACGACGUGAGCCCUUUUCUUCGUCCUCAACCAUCAUCCAAGAGCCCUGUUAGUUCAGAUUCUUCUACGGUCGACUAUCUCAGUGGUGACACCUAUGAGGCAGAACGAUCCUCCAGAGCAUCGGGAUCUGCAGGUACUCCGGUGCCAGCUCAUUCAAGCAGCAGCCAAAAGUCGAUUCCUCCUCCACAGAAUCCGACAGUGUCUUCUCCCUCCGAUGAUUUUAUCAACCCCACUGCAUCAAUGUUCGCUCCAACACCAGCGUAUGACGAACCUGCCCCUGCAAGCAAAUCGGCCGACAGUUUGCCCUCAGCUCCUUGGGAUGUUCCACCUGGAAACCUCCCACCUCCACCUUCAAGGUACAACCAGAGGCAACAGUUUUUUGAGCAAGGCCAUACCCCCGGUAAUGGGCCAUCUCAUUCGAGUAGUGGAUCGGGAUCUUCGUAUGACAGCUUAGUCGGGCAAACCCAGAAUCUCUCAAUCAAACCACCAGCUCAAUCUAAGCCAGAGAAAAGCGAAGAUGCCCUCUUCAGAGACCUUGUUGAUUUCGCUAAGUCCAAGUCGUCCUCACCCAAACCGAACCGGUCUUAUUAGGGGAAAUACCGUGCACAGAUUGCUUGCUGUCUGCAUAGUGCAUAUAUAUUAUGUUUGGACCUCUGUCUAUGACAUUGUGUUUCUCUUUUUUUGUUAUUUACAUUUGUUAAUAUACUUCAAUUCGGCUUCUAUUGUUCAACACUUGAAACGUUUCUCUUUUUUA